CUGUGGCUUGCUUAUGUCAAAAAGAGAACGGGAAAAUGGUGUUUGUUUGUUCCUUUGAAUAAACAAUUUACAAAAAGGUUAAAAUUUAAAAUGAUAUCGUGGUGUUUUAAUUUUAAUACUUUUAUGGUGACUGUAUAGAGCUUCUUGCGGUUAUAACUUUAUCAGGUUAUUUGAUCUGCGCUCAAGAUAUUGAAGCUCUACCAUAAAAUGCAAGGAGAUGACCCUCCCUUCUUGCCUGUGGGCACUGAUGUCAGUGCUAAGUAUAAAGGUGCCUUUUGUGAAGCGAAAAUCAAGAAAGUAGUAAGGAAUAUAAAGUGCAAGGUGACACCAAAAGCUGGUGGUGGAUCCAUCACGGUAAACGAUGAUGUAAUCAAAGGCACCCUUCGUGUGGGCAGUACAGUUGAGGUGAAACAAGACCCCAAGAAAGAGGUCAUGGAAGCUAUAAUCACCAAGAUUCAAGACUGCAGCCAGUAUACUGUUGUGUUUGAUGAUGGAGACAUAACCACACUACGGAGGUCAGCGUUGUGUCUCAAGAGUGGUCGCCAUUUUAAUGAAAGUGAGACAUUAGACCAGCUACCUCUGACACAUCCAGAACAUUUCUCGACGCCUGUUAUAGCUGGACGUCGAGGCCGAAGAGGCAGAGCCCAGUCGGACGAAAGUGAAGGCGAGGGUCCCAGUCGACGGGUCAAAGAGAACAGUGCAGAGAGAGAGCCUCACGUAGGCCGCGUGGUGUUAGUAGAAGCCGCUAGCGGGGCGGAACGGAGGAGGCCGCAUCAGCCAGCCUUCCCUGCCCUGGUAGUGGCGCCCACUGCGCAAAUCAAGGUCAAGGAGGACUACCUGGUGCGCUCCUUCAAGGACGGCAGAUAUUACACGGUGCCUAAGAAAGAAGCUCGUGAAUUUCGCAAAGGCAGUGCUCCAUUAGAGUGGGCGGGCGUGGAGGCAGCCCUGCAGUACCUCAACAACGGGGUGUUGCCCCCCCAUUGGGACAGAGAUGCGCUCUUUAACGAACCCAGGAACACUUCUGAUGACAGUUCAGAUGACGAACCGCGUGAAGAGAAAGACCACUUCGUAGCGCAACUAUAUAAGUUUAUGGAUGACCGCGGGACUCCCCUUAACAGGAAUCCAACCAUUGCAAACAGGGAUAUUGACCUAUAUAGACUAUUCAGAGUCGUGCAAAAGCUUGGAGGGUACAACAGAGUCACCAACCAAAAUCAAUGGAAAACUAUUGCUGGCAAGAUGGGAUUCCAUCCCGUCACUACGAGUAUUACGAAUCUUUGCAAGCAAGCUUAUAAGAAGUUCCUGCACAGCUUCGAGGACUUCUACCGCAAGUUGGGCGUGACAUUAGUGGCGCACCCUCGUGGGGCUCGCACUCCUCCCGCGGGCCGAUCCCUCAUACGAGACCGUGACAAGCAGCCGCCCACGUCCUCGUCCGCGUCCUCCACGCCCACCGGCACUCCCACACAGCGUAUCAAGGAUAAAGACUCUGACAAAAGUGAAACAGACAAAAGCGAGAAGAGCGAGAAGGAUGAGAAAAUUGAGAAAUCCGACAAACAGAAGGAGAAACCGCGUACCAGCGACGGUGAGGAUAGCGCGGACAACCAACCACUUAUAGUCACCACAGCUGCACCAAAAGUUGAGAAGGAUAAAGAAAAGGAAAAAGAGCCAGAGAAAGAUAAAGACAAGGAAAAGGAGAAAGAAAAGGAGAGAGAGAAAGAAAAAGACAAGGAAAAGGAGAAAGAGAAAGAGAGGGAGAAGGAGAAGGAAAAAGAGAAGGAGAAACCUGCGUUGCCCAUCGAAGACAAGAGUGUUGUGAAACCGCGCUCCCAGUCGAAAACGCGCUCUAUACCGCCGAUUAAGCUGGAGUCCCGUGAUAAGCGCACGCCUAAGCGGAGACCACUGUCGUCCAAGAGCGAAAGUGUGAGCGCGAAUACAUCGCGUGCAUCUCGCCGCCCGCACGCUUCCACUGAUAGCGACAGUUCGGGACGGGCGUCCAGAUGCGGGCUAACGAAAAAACUGCAAAGUCGGCGCAGUCAAAGCGCCAAUUCGGCUAGUAGCGGCAACACUAUUGCUUCCAACAGCAGUAAACGGCCGAGGAAAAGGAAAAACACUGAGCCAUCUACGAGUGAGCCUACACGUUCUGUCGUGACGAACUUGAAAGCCCAAGUUGGUGACAAACUAAAAGUUUACUAUGGACCGACGCAGUCUGAGUCAAAGUUUGAAAAAAUUCGGCAGGUGACGUACGAAGCGAAGGUGAUAGAGGUAUCGGCGGAGGGCUUGCUUCGGGUUCAUUAUACCGGGUGGAACAACCGCUACGAUGAGUGGAUCAAACCGCAACGUAUAGCUCUUAACGUCACUCAACACGAAGCGCGCAAUAAAAAGAAUACGGGCAGCAGUCGGCGCGUGAGACCUAAAAGAACUGAAGAAUCUUCAGCUCGGUCGGAUUCCGACAGCGACUCUGACAGCGAUGAAAGUGUUAAGAGACCACCAAAGAAAUUGGAUGAGAAAAGUAAAUCCAAAACUCCGUCUAGAUCUAAAGACGCAAAAUCUAGCGACAGUAGCAGCUCGAGCAAACCUCGCAAGAGGCCCGUGAGAAACAUAUCUACUCCCACUAAUGUAACGCCAGCCAAGAAAAUGCGCCCAUCUACUUCCGGAGGACAUCAAGGUCGCGAUUACGAUCUCAAUGAAAUCAGAUCAGAGCUGAAAGGAUUAAAAACGGUCAAACAAGAACCAGAAGAGCUGAAACAAGAAACUCCUGACAAGGAGACCAUUCCCCCGUCACAAGCAUCAGCUCCUCCACCGGAACCCCCUCAACCGGACAAGCAACCUGAAGACGUUUAUGAAUUCAAGGAGCCGGAACCUUUUGAAUUAGAACUGCACGAUGAGAAGAAGAAACGAACACAUCGUAUCUUUGACGAUAUAUCCCCCAGUAAAUACACUUCUACCCUAUCCAAGUCACUGAGUGAAGAAAUAUCAGAAGAUCCGUUAAGACCGCGACCUUCGACACAUAGGUCGCCGUCGCUAUCGCCGUUCAGAGAUUUCGGAACGACUCGAGACGUCCCGGAUCAGCAGAGCCCGGAAGAUGACUCGAAAGAUGGCUUGUUCUCGUUGGAUGAUGAUUCGUUCCCUGGCGAUGGCAGUUCUGGACCUAUUUUCGAAGGCUUUACCCCGGCAAAGAACCAAGAGACCUAUUCUAAAAAGAGUAAAGUGUCAAAACUGAGAGAGUUGAUUGAUGAUUCCCCAGAUAGUCCCGCCGACGACGAACAAUCAUCGGAAGAUGAAUCGGAGGACAUUACAAUGAAAGACGAAGACGAGGAAAGUAAAUCUAGUUCUGUCGCACCUCUCGCGGAACUUCCCAAGUCGCCAAAACAAGAAGUGGAACCAGAGGAGAAAACUGCUGCGCCAGAACCAGAGAAACCAGAGAUUGAAACCAUUGAGGAAAUGAAAGAAGAAAUAAAAGCACCGUCACCUGAACCUCCUAAAACUCCUCCGCCUAAAACAAUCGAGCUUCCAAAUACAACUAUCAUUCCCAUUUCUAAUAUCGACAUUGUUGUAGAGAAGAAACCUGAACAAAUAAUAAUUCUGGAGCCACCUUGUGAUGACUCCCCUAAACUUCUAUCUAUUCCUCUACCUCCAACAGAGCCUAAAGAAAAUAUUCUCAGAGUCAUUAUUGAAAAAAUUGAGCCCAAAUCGGAUCCUGAACCCAGUGUUUCCUCGAAAAUAGAGCCACCUUCUAGUCCUCUCAUAGACACGGAAGAAGACAAGUCAGAGCCAGAUAGUCCAGCUAGAAUCGACGUGUUGCCAGAACCUCCACCAGGUUUCUUAUUACAAUCGGAGGGACCUAAAAUAGCUGAGAAGCUUCUGAAAGCUAUCAACAGCGCCAAAAGACUUUCCAUGUCUCCACCUCCUUUGGAAGAUCGUCCUCUUACACCCAAAAAGGAUACAUUGAAAGUCAAUAAUCCUGAAGGCAAAGUAUCACCAAUUGCCAUUGAAUUGAAAACGAACUUAAUAAAGAUAGAACCUAUUAAACCUCCGCCUAAAAUAGUGGAGCCAGUAAAGAAGUUUGGUGUUACCGACUUAGGAGAUUCAAUAUUUGGCGAGCCGUCGAAUUUAACAGACGUCAAACGUGACUUGACCGAUAUAAAAAAAGUGAAACCGAAAGAGCCCACGCCUCCGAGACUACAGAGCCCGUUGAGUAUAUUGGAGCGACGGAAGAGCGUCUGCGAUUUGCCCCUCAGCAAUCCUGGGAAGAACAAUAAAGUGCUAAGCGACACCAUACAGAAACUUUCGAGUCAGAUCAACCAGUCUGCGGCCACGGUGGCUGCCAACAUACCCUUGCCGCCGUUCCCGCACGAAGACAGGAGUGAAUCUAGCGAUUCCGAUGAUUCCGACAGAAGGUUGAUAAUUGACAAGCUGUCAGUAGACGAGUGGGGUAGUGGCGGCAGCUCAGAGGCAUCUCGCAGCAACGCAGCGUUAGCCGGCACCGUGCCGAGCGUUACUGCGCUUACUCAGGGCGCUCGCUCGCUGCACGCGGGCAAGUCGCCGGGCGAGUGGAGCGCGGGCGAGUCGCUGCUCAUGCUUGAGGACGCGUGCAAGAACGAAAGGAAGCACAGCGCGAGCGUGGUAGUAGCGGGCAGCGGUCGCGUGGGAGCCGGCAACAACGCAGUGGCUUGUACUAGCGGAGCGCUAGUGGUCGCGGGCAGCGCGCCCGUGGCCGCGGCAGAGGAGGACAGCAACAUAUCGCUGUUGCUGUGCGAGGAGACCAUACCUGGCUCCCCGGCGCCUGACAGUGAGCCGGCACCGCCCAGGCAGCGCUUGCACAUGCCGUUUGCGUGCGCGCCACCUCACCACUCGCACUCCAAAGAAGAGCGGCGAGGGGAGGGCGCGUCUGGGUCGCGGGCGAUAGCGGGAGCGGGCGCGGAGGCGGUUGUUGCCGGGGCGGGAGCGGGCGCGGGGGGAGGGGGCGGGGGAGGAUGGGUGCGCCGGCACGCUCUAUUGGACAACACGCCGCCCACCACGCCCGACAGCAGCCUCGACAUGUCGCCUCACAGGGAGCGUCGAAUAUCAGAACGCGACAGUCCUUCAGAGCGUAAAGACGAUGAAGACGAAGGACGUCCAAAUAACAUAUCUCCUCAUGAAAUUGAUAAACCGCAAGGGUCGCGGUCACGCAAAGCGUCGGAGAGCUCCGCGUGCGCAGGUUCCGGUGGCGCGGGCGCAUUGGCCGGGGCCGGUGGGGCCGCGGGGGCCGGCGGGGCGGGCCGCGGCAGGAGCAGGCGCGCGCGCCGCGACACCGACGACCAGCACAACGCGCACGCGCACGGGCACGGGCACGCGCACAACCCCGCCAACAAGUACAACUUCUACGUGGAGCUGGAUCCAUCGUGGGACUGUCCGACGCGCAUCAACGUACUGACGUCACGCCUGGCGGAUCUGCGCAAGGCGUACCACUCGGUGAAGGCAGAGUUGGCUGCCAUCGACCGCCGCCGCAAGAAGCUGCGCCGCAAGGAGAGGGAGGCUGUGAAGGCUGCAAAGGCCGCGUGCUCAUGAUGAAGGUUGUUCUAGGCCGCUCCAAAGCGGCGCGCGACGGAUCUCAGGGGUUCCAACCGGCCGUUCAUUCGUUUUAGAAUGAAUUAGUGCAUCACAUUAGUUACCUUGUGAUCAUCUAAUUACUUUGUGGCUUGGUAUAAUACAAAUAGCUAAGAUGCAACCAGUCUUCAAUAUGUAUUAGAUUGUAGAUAUUUAAGGAUUUUAUCUUUUAUGUACACAAAUAUCGAAUUAUUUUUGUUUCUUGUUUUAUACACGUGUAUAUAAAUCGACUUAGUAAAAUAGUAAAAUUUUAUUACAUUAUUUUAUGAUGAACAUUAUUACUGUAUAUAUAUUUCUUUCCUGUCUCUCGAUGAUAAAAUUAUGACAGCUACAAUCUCAUCAACAUUUUUCUGGUUAUUUAAUAAAUUGUCGAAUCUACUUUUGCUCUCGUCUAUUAAAUCUUCAUAUUUUGAUUCAGGUUGAAAUGACAGAUAAAUUACUCUUUAAAAAAUCUGUUGUAACUAUCUGUAUUGUUAAGUAAUAACUUUAAAUUUAUAAAUAUAUUAUGGGCAAUCAAUAAAGAAAAUAAUUCAUUGUUGUCUCUAUAUUAGCUUAAACAAACUGCCACUGUGUCGAAAAGUAUAAUAUGAGCAGUAUCUCAGUUUAGCACAUACGCGCUCGCUGAUCAAGACUGAAGAAUGAGAAAUAAUUACAAAAAAGUAAUGUGACAACUAUAUUUAUUUCCCAAAGCAUGAAAUUUUUCAGAGUUAUUAUAAAGGUUUUAAUAAACAUUCUUCACGAUAUCAUUGCUUUUUAUUUUUUCAAUUUUACCGUCAAGACACUCCUUAUUAAUAACUUAGAAUAACUAAGAAUGUUCUCACAAAAUUCAUAGAUUGAAUACAUAACAUUCAAGUCACUUACACGUAAAAAAUAUAAUCUGCAAUUGCCGAAUUCUUAAAAUUAGUUUUGCUGAAAUUCAAGAGCGUGGAAACGUUUGUGUACUUCAAAGGUACCCGUGGUCUACGUGUUAAAGGUGGGUUAGUAGUAGUUGGGGUAUUGUGGCCAGGGUGCGUGAUGCUGGUAGGGCCCGGGGGGUUGCUGGUAGCCCCAGGGGGGUUGGUAGGGCUGCGCGUAGGACUGCUCGUAAGACUGCGCCGUGGCUGCCGGCGUUUGGUAGUAAGAACUGGCUGCUGUAGUAGUGGCGGCGCUCGCACUAGUACCGUCCUUCUUCUUAGACGCGUCACUUGAUGCGGAGCUGGAAAUAUAUGAACGUUUAUUAUAUUUUUGAUGUGUAACAUCUUUCCUCUCGCUUUCCUGCAAUUUGUGGGAGUGACUUCGUGAAAUGGGACGGAAGUGUAACAGGAAGUCACGAAAGCGCGCGCUAUUUUAUAUGAUUUUAGAACAAUGUUCAAAUGGCUUAUUCCUUUUGUAGUAGGUUUAAUUUCUUUUUUAAUAAUAUAUGGUGAGAUUUCAAAUGUUACACAUCAUACGCGACUACUAUAAGGCUCGCUGGUUUUUUUUUUAUUUAGCACAGGGUUAUUAUCCUUGCGUGAAAAUCAGGGUAUUCAAUCUUUCAUGUACAUACUGUUGUCAAGCAAGAAACUUAUUAGGUAUUUAUUUUAAUUUAAGGCAUUUAACUGCUACGUGUGUAUAAAGAAAAUUUUAUUAGAAAAAUUCCCCGUGGUCCAGGCAGCAGACGGGAUAUAUAUAUACGUUUAUCGCAAAACAAAAGUUAAAUUAAAUUUUAUAGGUAAUUAAUCAUUACCGUAAGUGAGGGUUACUUUAGCUCGGGCGGGUAACUUUGUCCCAAAUCAGAAAAAAUAUUGAACUUGCCGCCCCAUCAGUAUCUCUUGGGUGACCGUAAUAGUUCCAGUUAAAAAUCACAGAUAGCCAUAUAGGCGCGUAGUGUGGUGUUGUUUUACCGACAUCGUUCCUGUAUCAAGUUGUCAUUGUAACGCGGGAUUUUUUGUAACUGAAAUAAUUCGCAAGUUCAUGCGCAAACUUUCUCAAAACUGUGGUUUUUGGUAAGUUUACUAUUUUUUCUAAAUUUAAAGUUAUUUUUGGGCAAAAAUAUCCAUUUGUGUAUUCAGUAUGCUAAUGGUGAUCUGUUAUAAGUGUUACUUAACCCCAACAUGGCUUAAAAUGAGUUUUUUUUCACAGAGAAAACUCAACGAGCUAAAGUAACCCUCUUUAAGGCCAACUUUGGCCCAAAAUUUAAAAAAUAAUUAUUAACCUUAAAUAUUAUUUUUUCCUAAUUUCGUAUGAUAACUUUGUAACUUAUACUUUAAAGUUCACAAUGGAAAGAUAUAAACGUGACAUAUUCAUAACAAAGAGAAGCCACAAAUUUUUUUGAAAAAAAAGUGCACAUUUUAGGUCAAAGUAACCCGCAGUUACUCGGUACUUAAUUUUUUUUUUUAAGAUUUAAUUAAGUUUUUAAGUAUGAACAUUUAAUAAAUACAACCAGCAUUGCUCAGAUCAGACGUCACAUGGUUACGUGCAUUAAAGGGGUCCUUUCCGUCCUCUCGCAAGUGCACCCGCGAACGUUAUGAUGCGGAGUUGAAGUAAUGAGCACAUAUUCGUAGAAGUCCACUAAAAUAAAGAUAAGUAACUGAGCGAAGCGUACCCUAUUGAUCUGAUCCCGGGUGGCUCUAGUGAGAGCUGAAUCUCGCGCUACUGUAUAGUGCUAUUCAAACUUUAUGGCGGUUGUGUAGUUAUCAACAACAAUGCGCAGGUGUCAGUUCAGUGAUAUCUAGUAUCUAGAGUGAUAUAUAUCCUGUGCGCACCAAUUAACCCUACAUUUCAUUAACUGCACCUAAUUAAGUUUGACACUAAGAACUCACGAAGCUAUUUUUGACGGCGCUCGCCACGGCUACAGACCGCAACUCGCGUAGAAUGUAAAAUUUUACGUGAAACAUAAUUCCAAAAUUAAUGGCGAGAUAUAAGCCUGCUGAGUGCGCUAUUGUUUGCGGCACCCGCAACACCAGCGGGCACGUGCGGGACCCGAUCUCCCACAAACGCGGUCUUCAUCCGAUAUUCUCUGGUUAAGUUUACGAGCGAUCUCGCGACGGCUGCAAGACUUAAACGAUGGCCGUUGAAACAUGGUUCCAAACCCAUACAGUUAAACUACAAUACAAACGCGAUACGUAUACAGACAAUACAAAAUAUGUACUUUGAACAAUUAAGUAUCUCCAAAUCAUUGGGUAAGAUAAUGUUAAAUGGAAAUCCCAUGAUCGGCGUGUUGAUCGCGAUUUUUUCGCCCCGCCCACUUCAAUUAUUAAACCAGUUUUUAGCGCAGUUCGUAUCGUAUACCAGUCCUUUCUGAUUCAUUGACUCAACCGCACAUAACUGCGGUCCCGGGAGUAAUGAAAUAAACAAAAUUUCUCUGCGGUCGGCCAGCAAAACCGCUUGGAGUUAGCUUGGGGUCAUAACACAGGUUUUGUAACCUAGUACAAUUUCCAGCUCUCUCAAAGAACUGCAUUGUUUUUACUGUUAUUGUCAUUCAAUACCCUAUUACCUAAUUAAAAUGUCACUUUGUGACUUUGUGAGAGAAAAUAAAUCAUUAAUUUUUUUACACCAAUUAGCCUAGCCCCAAAGUAAGCAUUGUAUGCGGCUUGUGUUAUGGGAUGCUAGGGUAACGGAUAGAAUACAUAUACUGUACAUAUAUAAGUAUAAUUAUAUAGAAAUACAUAUUAAACAUCCAUGACUGGAGUACAAACGCUCGUCGUAUUCAUCACACAAACAUCUGGCCCCACCGGGAUUCGAACCCGGGACCUCCCCAGUCGGCUACACCAUGAAACCCGGCGUAUAAACCACUCGGCCACGGAGGUCGUCAUUUAUUCAUUCAUUGUACCUGGGCGGGGGCGGGGGUUCGUGCUUGUCCUUGCGCGCCCGCUUGCGCAUGUGCUUGGCGAGCGCGCGCGCGUGCUGGUGAGCCCUGCGCGCCGCGCCCGCGUCCCCGAGCUCCUCCGCCAGCUCGCGGCGGCGCCACGCCAUCGCCGCCGAUACCUCCACCUCGGCGCCCUCCUCGCGCUCGUACGAACCGACCAGUUCUGAGACAAACAAAUACUUAAUUAUAAUCAUUUAUUUAUACAUUUAAUAAAAUGGUAGGAAAGUCAAAACUGUACAUUGAAUAUUUAUUUAAAAUAAUACUUGGGGUGUGAUCUACAAUCGAUACCGAAGCCAAAAAUAUAGUUUUUAGAAUUUUUGUCUGUUUGUCUGUAUGUAUGUCCGGGAUAAACUGAAAAAGUACUGCAUGGGUUUACUUCAAAUUGGGCACGAAUAUUAUUAAGAAGUCGGGUCAACAUAAAGGCUACAUAUUAUCAUGCUAUCACCUACGGGAUACGAGCAGUGAACCUUUAUUUUACUAACUCCGCGCGUACGAAGUCGCGGGCGGGCGCUAGUUUCGUUAACAAUAAUAAAACGAAAAAUAAUGAAUUUUAAAAAUAAAUAGUUAUUCAAUGUUAUAAAAAAUAUAUUAAUCAGUCCAAUUAAUGCAAGGAUUUAUCAUUAAAAAAAUAUUAUAUCCACGAAGAAAAAAAAAUUAAAAACAAUAAGAACUACAGUGAUGUCGAUUCUGGUAAGCUACUCUUUUAAAACUGAAUUUGACAUCAGUCUCUUCUUUUCAUCCGGUAUAGAGAAUGACAGGGAUACACUGUUGUCAAAUUUUCAGAAGGAAAAAUUUUCAUUUUUCACAAUAAAUACGUCCUUAUGCCAGCACUUCACUUGGCUAUUUGUAAAUGAUGAUAUCAGUCUGCCCUUUUCAUUCCUUGUAAAGCACGAUAAAGAUAGACUAUUGUCAAGUUUACAAACAGCCAAUACAAAUAGUCAAGUGAAGUGUCGGCAUCAUCAAAAGAAAAGAAACACGACACAAACCUUCCAGUUCCGCAUAAGCGACGC
Molecule: messenger RNA, 10419 nt
Organism: Chilo suppressalis (striped riceborer)
Lineage: Eukaryota; Metazoa; Arthropoda; Insecta; Lepidoptera; Crambidae
Source: the annotation of a GenBank genome assembly